AACAAACGUCAGAACAAAAUCCACAACUUUCGGCACCUUUUUUCACCAUUUCAUAACAAACGCGAGGCGGUACAGUGAGAAAUGUUAUCGAGAAGUUUUCGUCCUAAUUUAUGGUACAUUGGUCGCCAUGGCCAACGUGCGCUGGUUACCCGGCCACUUCCCAGCAAAGAGCACGAAUAUACGAAUCAACCGGAAUACCCAGCCAUUCAGGAUUUAAGCUACCCGGCCAAAAAGAAACGGGAACGUCAAGCAUGGCACCAGAAGAUAGCAAAGCUAAGCUCGGUCGAGGAGAAACUGUUUGAAAUUAACAUGCCGAAGUACUACGGAUACAAAACGAAUAUACUGACCGACGAAAAGUUCCCGUACAACGUCAAACCUUUCGUGCAGUAUGCGACCAGAACGUGCUUUCAAAAAGGCCUGCCCCAGUUCUACGAUUCGCUGAAAGAAGAGGCCACCAAAAUUCUGCAAACAUUGCAGAGCGACAUCGAGGAUACAGUUGCUUUCGAACUCUCAAGCUACAGUCAUUUAAUGAACGAUGAAAAUGUAUCUCCCUUGGAAAAGGAAGAAACGGUCACCAGAUCCCUGUUGAUGCAGCUGAACCGCACGAUCGCUAAUGCACUUGCUCCAAACUGUAGUCAUUUAAGUGAGAUCGAGACGGAUUUCGAUCCUCGGCAUGAAGCAUUUUGGUUCCUUGGUGGCAUUUAUCCUCCGAAGUUAGUUCAAAAGAUCAAGGAAGGUGUUGAAUGGCAGAAACCAUAUGCGAACGAUUCGUAUGAUCGCAACAUCCAGUAUGUGGGCAAACCGUACAUGGCUGUAAGACACAAACAUCCGCUAGAUCCUUUCGUUUCGAAGGAUCUCGAAUCGCUCGACAUAAAACAAGAUAACGUCGAAGUACCGGACUAUCGGUACGAUCCAUUGGCUUUGAGUUAUAUUUCGAACUUCCGGCAUGCUACGACUGUGCCCGGGUAUUGGCCGGGUGAUCAGCAUGAGUUUGGAUUGAUGUCGUUUCAACGACGAACUCACGCACACGAUCGCUACAAGUAUUGUGCGAUGAACGAUCUGGAUGAAGCUAUCCAUGCGCAAGGCAUUUUGUCCAGCUUCGCUUGGUUGCUGGGUCAAGCUUGCUAUCAGGGCUUCUCGGUAUUCAACGAUGUAACGUACCCAUUGACCACCCAGACAGUUGUAACGGAUGGCAAACAUUGGUCAUUCUAUGCGUAUCAGCUCAAUACGACGCUACUGCACUCGGAUCAAGUUGAUGUUAACAAUCGAUACAAUUUGUGCUGGGGAACGGAAGCCCUGCAGCUGUACGAAUCGAUUGACGAGAGUGGUAAAAUUCAUGGCCUAAACAGCGAAGUCCUUCUCCAGUUGAUCAUGUUCUAUAUUAAUCAACCAAAGGAACGUGCAGUAAACUUAAAGCCCUACCUGUGUCCAACGGAAACGCGCAUUGCAGAUAUCGAGGAUGAAAAUAGGCGAGUUUUUAUGGAGCAGGCGUACAAGCAUUUGGUAUCGAAUCGACCCCGUCACCGACUAGUUCCGGAAGUGUACCAGUGGGAGAAGAUUUACAAAAUAGACCACAAGACACGCCCGAUGGAUGCUAAGCGUAGACCCUUUGAGUUUGGUGAAAACAUGUUCAAUCGGCGUUUGGACGAGCAUGCAUUGAAAUAUAUUCCGCGCGCUGUGCGUCCGGGUGGCCCGAAGAGUAGACCUAAGUUUGAGGCGACGUACUAUCCCAACGUACGAAGGCAAUAGGCAGAAAAAUAUGUUAGGCAUGUGACAGUGAAUUUCUCGUAAUGAAAUACAACGGAAGUAAUGGAAGGAUUCCAAA
Anopheles funestus (African malaria mosquito) is the source of this 1825-nucleotide messenger RNA. RefSeq names its product 39S ribosomal protein S30, mitochondrial (gene mRpS30). The record is from RefSeq and is a predicted model, not a curated record. Gene Ontology annotation, molecular function: structural constituent of ribosome. Lineage: Eukaryota; Metazoa; Arthropoda; Insecta; Diptera; Culicidae. The coding region runs from base 82 to 1749 and encodes 555 amino acids. The transcript is spliced from 2 exons. Gene Ontology annotation, biological process: translation. Gene Ontology annotation, cellular component: ribosome; mitochondrion; mitochondrial large ribosomal subunit.